Molecule: messenger RNA, 1956 nt
Organism: Cucurbita pepo subsp. pepo (vegetable marrow)
Lineage: Eukaryota; Viridiplantae; Streptophyta; Magnoliopsida; Cucurbitales; Cucurbitaceae
Product: protein TPX2
Biological process (GO): regulation of mitotic spindle organization; mitotic spindle assembly; activation of protein kinase activity
Cellular component (GO): spindle; nuclear microtubule
Molecular function (GO): protein kinase activator activity; microtubule binding
Source: RefSeq, a predicted model, not a curated record
CACCACGUCCCUUCCUCUUUCUUCUUGUUCCUUUCUUCCCUCCCUUCCUCCAUGGCUAUGGCUUCCUCGUCCAAACUCUAGCGCCGGCUACUUCCACUUCAUACACACAUUCCUUCUAAUGUUAUGAUUUUCUUUCUGUUCUUUCUUUUCCGCUUUUCGAUCAUGGCGAAUUGAUGUUUGUCUCGAGUUAUGAACCGAAUGUCCGCAGAUUUUUUCUUGCGGACAGCGGAGAGAUUCGAGAUGAUGGAAUGUUGUAGAGAUAUUCGUUGUUUAUUCUGCUUUUUUGGUUGCGUAUUUCUGUGAAGAUAAACAAUUCCUGGUUCAUUCGUCGUUUUCCAUAGAAGAAAAACGGUAGAACGACGUUUGAUGAUAUCCAUGGACUUUUUCUGAUUUCUACGCGUUUACGUUGAUAUUAUGGCGCUUUGUAUGGAGAAGGAGAAGGAGACGGAGAUGGAGAUGGAGAUGGAGAUGGAUGAAGAAAUGGAAGAGGUUACUGAUCAGCCAUUUGAUUCGGAUGAGAUUGAUUUCGAUUACGAGUUUGAUGCCGCCAUGUAUUACGAUUUCACUCGCCCCGAGACAGAGAUGGAGAUGAGAGGAGCCGAGGAUUGGUUUAAAUUCGCUGGAACCUAUCCACCUUCUCCAUUCGUCGUAAAAUUGACUGGGGAAAAAGAGGCGCGGGCAGAGUGCACCUCUAUUGAACUCAAAGGUGUCCAGAACAACCGGGAGGACCCUGAAAAUUCAGGAAUUAAUAUGGAGUCUACUGUCAAGGUAAAUCUACCAAGGUGUUCAAGUUUUAUGAAACCAACUGCAAGCUAUUUGGCCAAGCAAAAUCAACCUCGAGGAAUACACUCCACCACAGUUUUGCGAAGAUUUCAGUUCAGCUUGGGCGAUAUUGUAGAGGCCAGUUCACAGCGUUCCUCGUUGAAUAUUAGUCAUGCUACCAAGAGGCAAAAGUUGGAGGCUGGUUAUUUUCCCAAUGUCCCACGUUUGAUGCGUCAAGCAAGUUUGCAACACAAGGUGCCUAAAGAGGUUGUUUCCGAAGCUAAUAUAGCUUUCGCCAGAUUUAAAUCUACCAUACCUAAAGAGCCUAACCUUGAGACAGCAAUUAGAGCACAAAGAUGCAGAUCUAAAAUCAACUCAACUGCAUGUGAAAAUAAUAAAUCAAAUGCUUCUAACUUUAAAGCACGCCCGCUGAACCGAAAAAUCCUUGAGGCUCCUACUUUUCUCCCACCAAAGAAGAGCAAACCACAAAUACCUGAGUUUCAAGUGUUUCGCCUGAAGACAUCAGAGAGGGCUACAGAGCACACAUAUGAUGUAAAUAAUCCUUGUGUAUCCAAUCCACAAAUACGAAACAAGUGCACAAGAAGACCGAGUUCUCUCCAAGAUACGAAACAAGAGAAAUGUGUAAAAGCUGAAAGAUGUAAAGCUCGGCCACUUGAUAAGAGACUGUCACAUAAUGAAGAAUGUGAUGUGGUUGCGAAUUGUAAAGAUGGAACAACUGUGUCCACGGAAUUUAGCUGUGUAGAUCAAAAGAAAGUUUCGGACGAGCCACCAACUAAAUUACUUAGCAAGCUCUCCCUUUCAUCAGAAUGUCGUCGAUGCAAUACAAAAUCUCAUUGCAAAAUGCAUUUUUCGGACAAUUGCUCAAAAGAGAAUGUCCCAGGCUUCCUUGAUCAAGAGCGUGAGGUUGUUGAUAUACUUUUGCCAAAUUCCCGAGGUCUUUUAGCAAAGUGAAAACCAAAACUUCGAGAUGAUUCUACCUGUUUCUUCAUUCUUCAUUCUUCAUUCCACCCAAUGAGCUCAUUGAUGUUUUAGUUCUGGCAACAUAUGACAUGAGGCAAUUUUUUGGGUAGAUUAUUACUUAAGCUCCUUUCUUUUCUCCAUGGUUCAUUAAUUUUAUGCAUAUGGAGCUUUGUAAAUAGAUUAAAGAAAUUUUUAAAUAGAUCACUCCAUUCU